AGUUGCACGCAGGCAUUGACAGUUAUGUGACAAUUAAUAGACAAAGUUUAUCUUAAUUUCUGUAUUAAAAUAUAUUAUUUUAAAUUAAACUAUUACUAAAAAUGAAGACUACAUUUAUGGUGGCUGAAAAGCCGUCUUUGGCAGCUUCUUUAGCCAAUAUAUUAAGUAAUGGAAAAUGUAGUUCUAGGAAAGGUUCAAAUGGCUCGUGCUCAGUCCAUGAGUGGGUUGGGCAAUUUAGAAAUGAAAUGGUUAAUUUUAAAAUGACCUCAGUAUGUGGACAUGUUAUGAGCUUGGACUUUAUAGGAAAGUAUAACAAUUGGGAUAAAGUUGAUCCAGCAGAGUUGUUUUCUUGCCCGACAGAAAAGAAAGAAGCUGUUCCAAAACUCAAAAUACCAAGUUUUCUGGCAAAAGAAGGUGGCUAUUGUGAUUACUUAGUUUUAUGGUUAGAUUGUGAUAAAGAAGGUGAAAAUAUCUGCUUUGAAGUUAUCCAAUCCAUUCAACAAGGAGGAUCAAAUAAAAGAUUAAAUUCCAAUGAUAUAUGGAGAGCAAAGUUCUCUGCGAUCACAGAUAAAGACAUAAAAGCUGCAAUGAAUAGUCUUGUUAAACCAAAUGAAAAUGAAGCAAGAAGUGUUGAUGCUCGACAGGAACUUGAUUUGCGAAUUGGAUGUGCAUUUACAAGAUUUCAAACCAAAUUUUUCCAGGGAAAAUACGGCGAUUUAGAUGCUUCCUUGAUUUCCUAUGGUCCUUGUCAGACUCCUACAUUAGGAUUUUGUGUUCAAAGGCAUGAUGAGAUACAGACUUUUAAGCCAGAUCCAUAUUGGGUACUUCAGGUCACAAUCAAGACUGCGGAUGGGCAAGACAUCAUUUUAAACUGGGGUAGAGUGCGAUCGUUUGAUAAGGAAGUAGCUAAUAUUUUUCUUAGUCAUGUGAAAGAACACGAUUACGCCACUGUGUCGAGCAUCACAAGUUCGGAAAAAUCCAAAGCAAGACCCAUAGCAUUAAACACCGUAGAGCUAAUGAGAGUAGCAAGUUCUGGCUUGGGAAUGGGACCGCAUCACGCGAUGCAAAUCGCCGAGCGUCUCUAUACUCAGGGUUACAUAAGUUAUCCUCGAACGGAAACUACGUCGUAUCCCGAAAAUUUCGAUUUAUUAUCUACUCUGAAGCAACAGCAGCACAGCCCGGAUUGGGGAGACGAGGUUCGUAAAAUUUUGAGCACUGGCAUCAAUAGGCCAAAAAAAGGUCACGACGCCGGCGAUCAUCCGCCCAUAACGCCGAUGAAGUCUGCAAGUAGGAACGAGUUGGACGGAGAUGCUUGGCGACUUUACGACUACAUCACCAGCCAUUUUAUUGCAACGCUAGCCAAGGAUUGUAAAUAUCUUAGUACGACUGUCAAAUUUGAAAUCGGCAUAGAAACAUUUACAGUUACCGGCCACUCCCUCAUAGAUCCUGGUUAUACCAGUUUGCUGACUUGGCAGGCGUUGAGUAACAACGAAUCGCUUCCUAGGUUUUCCAUCGGCGAGAGACUUAAGAUUGUAGACGCGAAACUACUGGAAUGCUUUACUCAGCCACCGGAUUAUCUGACGGAAUCCGAGUUAAUCAGUCUGAUGGAGAAGCACGGCAUAGGCACAGACGCCUCGAUACCAGUUCACAUAAACAACAUCUGCAUACGUAAUUACGUGACUGUGGCGUCCGGUAGAAAGCUUGUUCCCACGUCGCUCGGUAUAGUUCUCGUGCACGGCUAUCAAAAAAUCGAUCCAGAGCUGGUCCUGCCGACGAUGCGUUCGGCCGUUGAAGAGCAGCUAAAUCUUAUAGCCAUAGGGCGAGCUGACUUUCAUGCUGUGCUUCAGCAUACCGUCGAAAUUUUUAAACAGAAGUUUCACUAUUUCGUGCAGAGCAUUGACGCCAUGGACCAGUUGUUUGAGGUUUCAUUUUCUCCGCUUUCCGCUUCCGGCAAGUCGCAUUCAAGAUGCGGCAAGUGCCGUCGCUACAUGAAAUAUAUACAGACGAAGCCUUCGCGACUUCACUGUUCGCACUGCAAUGAGACAUAUAACCUGCCUCAGAAUGGCAACAUUCGCAUCUACAAAGAACUCAAGUGUCCGCUGGAUGACUUUGAACUGCUGUCUUGGUCUACUGGGACUCGUGGCAAGAGUUACACUUUCUGCCCUUAUUGCUUCAACAAUCCUCCGUUCAGGGAUAUGAAGAAGGGUCAAAGUGGGUGCAACGCUUGCACACAUCCCACAUGUCCCCACGGAUUGAACUCGAAUGGAUUGUCGAGUUGUUUGGAGUGCGAAACUGGUAUCCUCGUGUUAGACCCAUCGGCGGCACCCAAGUGGAAACUAGUCUGCAACAGAUGCGACGUCAUCAUUCAUUUGUUUGAAAACGCGCACAAAGUUAUGGUCGAAGCAGACGACGUCUGCGAUUGCGGAGCACAACUGGUCAUCGUCGAGUACAAACAGGACAAGAGCAAGCUGCCAAACGAGGCGACUGAGAUGACGGGUUGCGUAUUUUGUACGCCUGCGUUUACGAGCCUCGUGGAGAAGCACCGGGCCGUAGCAUCGAAACCCGUUGCUACGCGAGGACGAGGCCACGCCAAGGGUCGUAGUCGGGGUAAACCGAGACCGCCCAAGGACAAGAUGGCUCAACUCGCGGCCUAUUUCCUCUAACAUUUUGUCGUGUCCCUCGCGUUACGCGUCCUUAUUAAUUCUCCGAUCCGCCACAAGCUGUAAGAUAACGUGUUAAAGUGCAAAUUAAUCUCUCUCUCUCUCUCUCUCUCUCUCUCACAGCUCAGUUGCUUUUUAGUUAGUAUAUAGUUGUUACUAAAAACACGAGUGUUUUGUUCGUUUGCAAAUGUGCUCAUUGCGAGAUAAAGACGCAAGUCAAAAUCAACUAAUUGUACAACAGUUUGUAUCGAUUUUUACGUAUAGAUAAUUCCUCGUUGGCGAGAGUACUCUGUGUUGAAUUUUUUCUAACGAUUUCUAUGUUGCGUAUAGACGCUACGUUGCGAAUUCUAAUACACCGACAUCAAAGAGAAAAAAACAGACGAGAGAGAGAGAGAGAGAGAGAGAGAGAGAGAGAGAGAGAGAGAGAGAGCGCAAGAUAGUUCAGUGAGAUACGACGUCUGCGCGGUAUAAAUCAGCCUUUAGGUGUCCCUUCCCCCACCCUCGCUCGCUCACUCGCUCUCUCUUGUCCGACCGUUUAGAACAAGAAAGAGAAGCCAGGCGCAUCAAUUCGGCUGGGCCGCUCUUAUCCUCGCACACGCAACGAGGUCAUCUCUGGCUUUGGGGUUCGCCAUAUCGUGCGUGCCACGCUCAAAGAUACGGAUCACGAGGUAGCCAACCCUUUUCAUUUUAUAUGACAAAUUUUUUCGUUCUUUUGAUUUUUUAAUAAAGCCAACAAUG
Molecule: messenger RNA, 3398 nt
Organism: Phymastichus coffea
Lineage: Eukaryota; Metazoa; Arthropoda; Insecta; Hymenoptera; Eulophidae
Gene: Top3beta
Product: DNA topoisomerase 3-beta-1
Exons: 14
Coding region: 102-2663 (853 amino acids)
Biological process (GO): DNA topological change
Cellular component (GO): nucleus
Molecular function (GO): DNA topoisomerase type I (single strand cut, ATP-independent) activity; DNA binding
Source: RefSeq, a predicted model, not a curated record